This is a messenger RNA of Teleopsis dalmanni, 540 nucleotides long. RefSeq lists its product as uncharacterized. The record is from RefSeq and is a predicted model, not a curated record. The transcript has a single exon. Gene Ontology annotation, molecular function: nucleic acid binding. Lineage: Eukaryota; Metazoa; Arthropoda; Insecta; Diptera; Diopsidae. The coding region runs from base 1 to 540 and encodes 179 amino acids.
AUGGUAAAUUUAAAUCCGUUUUUAGACAAAAACCAAGUUUUGAGAGUUGGAGGUCGAUUAAUCAAUGCAAAAAUUGGUUUUGAUAAAAAGCAUCCAAUAAUUAUAGCAAAAGGUCAUUUGGCGAAUUUGAUAAUAAAUGAAGCACACCGAGAAACAUUACAUGGUGGACAUCGAUUGAUGGAAAAUGUUAUAAAAAGAAGAUAUUGGAUAUUUGGACUUAAAAACUUGAUUAAGAAGUGUAUACGUGAAUGUGUAAGGUGCACCCGUUAUAAAGCAUUAAAGCAGAAGCAGCUUAUGGGUGAUUUACCAGAAUAUAGGGUCAAUGUGUCUGCUCCGUUCGCUUAUUGUGGAGUAGAUUACGCUGGACCAUUGCUAAUUAAAUGUUCUAAAGGGCGACGCCAAAAAACUUUUAAAGGGUACGUAGUGGUAUUUGUAUGUAUGGCAACUAAAGCUUUGCACUUAGAGUUGGUAAGUGACAUGACAUCAGAAUCAUUUCUGGCGGCGCUGAAGCGAUUGUUUGCACGCAGAGGCAAAUGUUAA